Molecule: messenger RNA, 96 nt
Organism: Echinococcus granulosus
Lineage: Eukaryota; Metazoa; Platyhelminthes; Cestoda; Cyclophyllidea; Taeniidae
Exons: 2
Coding region: 1-96 (31 amino acids)
Source: RefSeq, a predicted model, not a curated record
AUGAGUGUCCAAGGUGGAUGCCAUGUAGACAUGUGUCUACUGGGGGCACAACUGGAGCUCAAGGAUACCAAUGGUGCUCAGGAAUCCAGUUUCUAA